AUGCUAACAAGCGCAUGUGUUAGAUCUUCGACGAACAUCAGGCGCUCCGCAUUCGAGCGACUCGCUGCUUUCAAUGCACUACGACCAGGUCUGAGCGACAGUGACCAGGAUAGCGGCCCACCCAGCGACAGUAGGCGUAAUGGCCUACGGCCAAAGGGUCUGCUGGACGCAGUUCUGAAAGGACACCCCCCGGUAUCGCGAGUACCAAUGACCAUCCGAGAGCUCGAAAUUCUACUCGCUUUAUCCAAAAGCUCGUCAAACGUCUCCCAGCAAGACCACGCCCUCCGACUAGCUUCACAACUCUCCGAAUAUUUACCAGAGUCCCAUAGUCAACUGUUCCAACCCUCACCUUUCCUACUCGACAUAGAGCCGUCUCCAUGGGAAGAAUUAACGCGGAGUUUGACGGAGGCCCUUUUAUCGCUGAGUGCAAAUCACGCACCUGUUUUCGAAUCUGCGAAAACAGCGGUUAAGGAGUAUCUCAAUAGCUAUCUACAGGCAGCGGAUGCCUCAGUCUCUGGUCCAGAUCGAUCUGCUCAGUUCGAGACUCGUCAUGAUUCAGCGGAAAUUAUAGUGCUUACAGUUUCAUUGGUCGGGUUUAUGGAAGGCGCUUCCAGAUUCACUCAUUUGUGGACUACCGUGGAAAAGCUGGACAUUAUUCAGCAGCUACAAGAGGUCCUAUCGGAGAACUUUCUCGUUGCUGUCGAGACCGCCUCUUCCAAACUUCGCACCUUGAGCACAGCGGACUCUUCUCUGCGAGAGUGGCGCAGAUAUUCUCGAAAAUACGCAGCCCAAAGACGACCUCUCGGUGCUAUGUUAUUACAAAAGGGUCUUAUUAAUCUUAUCAAAUCUUUUACGACUACAGCUGUUUUGGGCUCUUCCGUUAUGGAUGACGACGCGUUCUUGACUAAGUACACCACUGAAUUUAAAAGGACAAUAAAUCAUAGCGGAGACAAUGAGGUUUCAUUUGUGAAGCAUCUCACGAGUAUCAUUGGAGAUGAAAUUCAACUUUUACAGGAUGGUGCAGAUUAUCUGCAAAUAGGUUCACCGUGGCAACAGGACCUCGCUUUCUCAGUGAAGGCAUCGGCCCUAAUAGCUUUUUUGAACUGUACAAUAUUGGACGAGGAAGUGGCUGAUAUUGAUUUGUUGCUGUCAUGGCUUGAUGAUACAAUUACCGACCCAAUUCAGAUGGCUCGUUUUGAUCUAGCAACUGCAACUCUCAAAAUUGCGGCGAGUAUCGCAAAUUUAUUCCGCGCAAAUGCCUCCAACCUCAGCCAAUCCCUUCUCAGAUUCAUUGUGCAAGGUAGCCCGAAUGCAUCCAUAGCUUCGGUUGCUGCCAACUGCCUUGCGAAGAUCCUUAACAUCUUGUCCCAAGAUUCUGAAGAUACUGUGAUCACUACUCUGUACUCACUGGGUAAUGUUUUGAGUCCAGCUGCCGUAAGUGCUGAACGACAAGCUCAGCCUUCUAUCGAAACAGUUGAAAACAGUGGCAACAUGGAUACCUAUUACUCCAAUACAGAAAGUGUGAUCUCGCUGCCUGGCAAUAGUGAGGAGGAAAUAGUAGUGACCCAUCGCAACGUCAUCCAUGCAAUCGUAACCUUAGCUGUCGGGCGUAUGAAUGAAAAAAUCACUGCUCUGUCCCAAUCAAUGCUGCUUCAAAAAAUCGGCAAGAUCAACAUUGUUGUUGACGCAUACAUCAUUCAGGAAACUGCCAAGUUGGCACUUGCCAGCAGACAGUCGGAAUUUCAGCUGUUGCUGAAGUUUUAUGCCCGUCUUCAUCGGGAGGGUAUGCUCAGAGGCCACAGCAUUAUUAUCGAUGCAGUCCAUAAUGCGAGGAUCUAUCUCUCGUAUUGCUUGAGACAUAGCCCAUCUCACUACAGGGUUUAUCUUGUACAUUUACUUGAAAGAAUCAUCAGUAGAGGGGAUGCGACUGACUACGAACACAGUCGACAAAAGGAUGUAGCAUUAUCACCAGGUGACAUUACACCGUUCUUGAAGCCGCUUGGAAUUCUGCUGUCGUGGCAGAACGAAGCGGCAGGCCAGUCUGCUGAGGCUUCUAACUACGACGAGGACACAGCCGCUCUCUUCCGUGACGCCUGGUUUAAUAUUGCGGUACAUGGUAUAACACUAAAGUCCGAAAUGGGGAGACUGUACCGGGACGAACUACGGGCUAUUGCAGUAAAUUCCCCGACACUAGUCCCUGAAAAUCGCACUGAGAUCUUGGAGAGUGAUGUUGAACUCAACGUCAUUCUCAGGCGUGGUAUGACGCCUCAACGAGUGGCUGAACAAAAAAAGCUACUUGUCAAAGAGCUACCAGACCGUGAGUCUGAUAUCAAGCGCCUCACCUACCAAAAGGCCAUUUUUCUCAAUGCCAGUUUACUAGUUGAAUGCCUUCGAGCGUCAUCCGGGCAUUGCAAUAAGAUAUUUUUGUACUUCUUGGAUCCUUCUCUGAAAUCAUCAGAAAUGGGUACCUGCAUGGAUGCCGUCGCUGAUAAGGUUAUUAGCACGUACUUGUCGAUAACUCUGGCUGGCAAGGAUCAAGACUUUUCAGCUCCAUGUUUAUCAAAUCAGCUCUCAGGAAUCUUCCUCUACUGUUGCCAUCGCAUCAGUAGGGUUCAGGAUGUUGCUUUAUCUUGUGCAGGCAAGAUCAUCACUGCGUCCCCAUCCUCUCUAUGUGACAGAAAUUCUCUUUUUGUGCUACUAGACCUUCUCACUAUUAUGUGGUCAUCCUGCCUCGAAAAUGAAUUGGAUGAAUACGGUUGGAAGUCCACCUUUUCAAAGGGUAAGGUGCAAAUCGCACUAUCUGACAAUUACGAUUCGCGUAAACGCACUUUGGCUGCAUUUCAUGUCCAAGCGAAAACAUGGGUCACGAUUGCAAUUAAUAUCUCUCCUCUAGAUGUGAAGGGUCUCUUACAGACAUACCUUUCAGAAUAUGUAGAUGAUGACACCUACGGGGAUAUUUCGCUAGGACGCUCAUUCGCCCUCGAUAUGGCUGCUCAGAUUCCUCAGGGCGACCAACGAUUGGGUUCCAUUGACAAAUACGGUAUACAAAAUAUCAACUUCGCCUCGGAUUUCAUUGCGCAGUACACCGCACGACAAGAAUACAGGUUCUCGGAGGUUUCUUUGACAAAUGGCCAGAGAAUCAAGGCCCAAACAUUUGUCACCAAUGGUGCUAUUGACUCUAAUAUACACCAGCCUGUCAGAAUAGUGGCUGACGAUUUGGAACGGCUCUCUCGACGUAUCUCCACUGGCGACGAAGUAUUUGGUGAUGAAACUCGUCAGUCUCUACGAAAUGCAGCAGCAGUUAUCUCCAGGGGCAUGGAAAUCCAACCAACAAUCAUCCAUUACUUAGUCGGUAUACCAUUUCAGAUAUUCACUAAGGAGUCAAUCAAGUUUGGCAUCUCAAUCUGGUUGGGUGUAAUUCACGAAAAUCCCGAAGCAGAGUCCAGGGUCUUGACAGAGAUGGUAGAAGCUUGGGAGAGAACUGUAAGAAGAAGAAAAGGGUUGUUUGAUCCUUAUUUUGAGCACCCCGACCCUUUUUUUACCAACAUUGAGCUGCUUCCAUCGGACAAAACAGCCCUUCUUCGACAACAACACAAGGCGCAGGAUCUCUUGUCUCCACAUUUCCGUAUUCUGCAGUUCUUCGACAGUCACUUUAAUGCCAUUCGUUUAGGCAACCCCCAUUCUCAGCGCAUACUCACUCGAAUGAUCAGCAGUGCCCUCCUUGGCUUAAAGCACACCGGGGGUCAUCCUCUAGCACGUGAGGUUCACUUCUAUAUCAUACUUUUAGCACUGAAGAUAAUACGAUUUUCGACAGCACAAAGCGACACCUCCAGAUGGAAAUUGAAGGAUUUGGCUCUGUCGGCUGCUCUCAGUUGGUUCAGGCACCCUGCCAGAUGGUCCCUGGGUGGGAAUCGACUACAAAUGAAAGCUGAAGAUAGAGUUUUGGGUGACCUAGAACUUGCCCUUAAAAGUCUCGCAAAUCUAGGUUCUGUUAAUACAGGGCCUCGAAAAUCUUUGAGAAGUAAACAGGAGCUUUUGCAAAUUCUUAUUGAGAACGAACGAAUGCGUCUUAAGGUUUGGCUCUUUCCGCUUGAACAGGAACGGAAAAAUCACAUUACAGGUUUUGGGGGGAAAAGUCAACCUGAGGUCGUUGGUUCACUCUUACAAAUAGCUUGGAACGAGAACCCAAGCCUAGCCAUCCAAAUAGCGACCCGAUUUCCCUCACAGAAGGUUCAACAUGAAGUUCGCUGGCUGCUUCUCAAUUUCCCCGAGAAAGCACUGGAUGCACCUGAGAGCCUUGAGAUAAUGUUAGGCACUGCUUUACCGUCAGACAUUUCCUUUCAACUGAAGUAUCUCCUAUAUUGGGCUCCUGUCGCACCUAUUGAAGCAUUAACAUUCUUUUUACCGGCAUAUGGAAACCACCCAUUCAUUCUACAGUAUGCCAUGCGAGCCCUGGAAAGCCACUCUAUCGAUGUUAGAUUUUAUCUUGUUCCACAACUUGUACAAGCCUUGCGAUACGAUGCCUUGGGCUAUGUUGAGCGAUAUAUUUAUGAAACUGCAAAACUUUCUCAAUUAUUCGCCCACCAAGUCAUUUGGAACAUGAAGGCAAAUGCGUAUAAAGACGAAGAUUCUCAGAUUCCCGACUCAGUCAAGCCUACGUUGGAUAGCUUCAUGGAAAGAUUAAUAUCAAGUUUCUCCACGGACGAACGCGACUUCUAUGAGAGAGAAUUUUCCUUCUUUAACGAGGUUACCGGAGUUUCUGGAAAGCUACGACCGUUUAUCAAAAAGAGUAAACCUGAAAAGAAACAAAAGAUUGAGGAGGAACUACGCAAGAUAAAAGUGGAAGUCGGAGUUUAUCUGCCAAGUAACCCUGAUGGAGUCGUUGUUGGCAUUGAUCGAAAGUCUGGGAAGCCCUUACAAAGCCAUGCAAAAGCUCCGUAUAUGGCUACAUUCAGAAUCCAAAAAACCAGGCCCGUCGAGCGAGCCGUCGAUAAAGGUGCAAGAGAGAAACAGUUAUUACAAAACGGCAGCAAAAGUACAUCGGCAGAGCACUCAAGUGAGACGUACGAAGUCUGGCAAUCUGCUAUUUUCAAAGUCGGCGAUGAUUGCCGACAAGAUGUCCUAGCCCUGCAGUUGAUAGCCGCUUUUAGGAGUGUGUUCAACUCAGUUGGGUUAGAUGUCUGGGUGUUUCCUUAUCGAGUGACAGCUACUGCUCCUGGAUGUGGCGUCAUUGAUGUUUUGCCGAACUCCAUCUCUCGAGACAUGCUUGGUCGUGAAGCUGUUAAUGGACUUUACGACUAUUUCGUUUCAAAAUAUGGCGGAGAAGAGUCCACAAGAUUCCAAGAGGCCCGAACGAAUUUUGUCAAGAGCAUGGCCUCAUAUUCGGUUAUUUCAUAUUUACUGCAGUUCAAAGACCGGCACAACGGCAAUAUCAUGAUUGACGACGCCGGACAUAUCAUUCAUAUUGACUUUGGAUUCUGUUUCGACAUAGCACCUGGAGGUGUUCGCUUUGAAAGGGCUCCGUUCAAACUUACUUCAGAGAUGGUGGCUGUCAUGGGAGGAGUGCAACACGUUGCUGGUGGGAAUUCUUCCGGAACACUGCAUAUACCAGGUACUCAUGGCCACGAUCCGACGGGCACACAAUCCUACAAAUGGUUCGAGUCACUUUGUGUCAAAGCAUUCUUGGCGUCGCGUCCACAUGCUAACAAAUUCAUUCAAAUUGUGACGAUGAUGUUGGACAGCGGGUUGCCAUGUUUCAAGCCAGAAACCAUCAAGAAUUUCCGCGACCGCUUUGUUCUGGACAAGAGUGAGAGGGAGGCAGCGGAUUAUAUGCGUGAUUUGAUUGACAAGAGUUAUCUCAGCUUGUCUACCAAGGGAUAUGAUCAAUUCCAACUCAUGACCAACGGUAUCCCUUACUAG
Messenger RNA from Talaromyces proteolyticus, 5919 nucleotides. Its product is annotated as putative phosphatidylinositol 4-kinase. The transcript is spliced from 10 exons. The record is from RefSeq and is a predicted model, not a curated record. Gene Ontology annotation, biological process: phosphatidylinositol-mediated signaling; phosphatidylinositol phosphate biosynthetic process. Gene Ontology annotation, cellular component: cytoplasm; plasma membrane. Bases 1 to 5919 code for a protein of 1972 amino acids. NCBI's taxonomy places the organism in Eukaryota, Fungi, Ascomycota, Eurotiomycetes, Eurotiales, Trichocomaceae. Gene Ontology annotation, molecular function: 1-phosphatidylinositol 4-kinase activity.